Messenger RNA from Blepharisma stoltei, 594 nucleotides. NCBI's taxonomy places the organism in Eukaryota, Ciliophora, Heterotrichea, Heterotrichida, Blepharismidae. The record is from the annotation of a GenBank genome assembly.
AUGCAAGUUCCAGAUUUAGCUGAAAAAAAAUUGAUAUUUUUUCAAGAUUAUGUCACAAUGGGGAUAAUUAUUAUUGAUUUUCUUCAAUUUAUAGGGAUGGGCCCCGAUAUCAGGGGUUAUGAUGAAGUUUCAAGCCUUCUAGCUGACUAUGCAACUAUAAACUACUCGUGGCUUACAAGAGGAGAAACUUUUUGGAUUUUUGUGUAUUCAUCACUUGCAGCAGUUUUGGUUUGGGUCUAUUUCAGUGUAUAUACGAUUUUUGAAUUUCGAAAUUUUGAUAAUUUUUUAUGCAAUUUCAGUAGGAAUUUUGCAGAAUUUGCAUUGCCAUUUAUAGGGAAUGCUUGCUUUUUACCGAUAAUUUCGAUACUUUUGAGUGUUUUUCAAUGUGAUCAAGCAAUAGGGGAAGAUUUGUCACAAUCUUUUGUAAGAAAUGACUGCACUGUUUUUUGCUGGAAAGAAUUGCAUAUAUUUUGGGCGUUUUUAUCGAUUUUCGCAUUAUUAAUUUAUAUUCCAUUGGCUAUUUAUUUUAGACUGAAUUGGGAAAAUCAAAAUAGUGGAAUCAAUAUAAAAUCAAGGCCAUGUAUAUGAUGCUAA